Molecule: messenger RNA, 1718 nt
Organism: Durusdinium trenchii
Lineage: Eukaryota; Dinophyceae; Suessiales; Symbiodiniaceae
Source: the annotation of a GenBank genome assembly
GCAUGGUCCGCCCACGCUUCCGUUUGGCUUAGCGCAUAAAUUCUCAAACUCCAUAUAAAAUAUGCAGACGGUGUCAGGAUUGGACUAGCUUGACUGCACCCUGGUCUCCUUUGACAGCAUCCUCCUCCAAGGCGCCAGAGGUUCCGGAGCCGUUUGAGGAUCACCGUGAUCAUCCACUUUCGGUCCCUUCGGAGACACCGAUGUCCAGCGCCAGUGAGCCAGAGCGCAACACGAGUGUGCCACGAUCUUUGUCCUUUGGUGUUAUGGACCUUGCAGCUCCACUUCGGUGGCCAAUGCAGGCAAUGCAAGGAUCUUUGGACUUGCCGCUCGUUCCACCAGGUCCUUCCAGGCCUGCGGUGCCACCGCUGAACUUGGACGCGGCGAAGUUGGUGGCCAGUGAUGGCCCAAACAGUUCAAGCACCCACCGCCUCAAGACACAAUCCAGCCGGCUGUCGCGGCGCCUCAAGUUGGAGGCCCAGCGUCCCAAUCCAAAUCCGGCGUGCUUAUUCUCCUGUACUUCCAUCAGUAGUCAUAACGAUGUCCUUGCAGAGACUGGCCGCUUCACGGUCACUCCUUUUGUGGGUAUGAAGCGUUUGUUGCUGCCGGCGCCUGGUCCAAAGUUGAUGGGCGCACCUGUUCAGGCGGGCGAUGAACUUGCAAAGAUGCUGGGGGAAUCUGCACUACUCGCGGAUCUUGGUCCGUUGCUUCGAUUGAAGCAGGAAAUGGAGGUGCAAGAGGCAGUGGAAAAGAGGAGUGUGAGUAGCAAUGCCAGCGCAAGUGGAUCCGAUGCACAGCAAACCACAGCCUCUUUGGCAAACCGCAUUGCUUCACAGGAGAGUCUGAUAUCUGGCUUUACUGCAACGCCUCGCGAUACACAGGUGACCGCACGCCGCCCAGCGCCCUUCCGGCGUUUGCGGCUGCAUGCAUGCUUGGUUUUGGAAGGCCUUUGUCAAGCCAUACCCAGUCGAAGUCCGGGCUUCUUUGAGGUGCCAGUGGAAGACAUCUUCGAGAUGCUGCAGUCCUCGUGCUCAAGAGCAGGUGCUUGCUCCUUCAACUUGGACGAGCAGCCUGAACCUGUACCAUCUCAGGCCUCCAAAGUCCUUGAGCUCCACCUCUCUGCGGCCCGAGUGGCAAAACUGCAACACUUUGCAGCAAGGCUGUGGCUUUGCAACAGUUCUCAGCGAUGUGUGUGUGGUGGAGACAGUGGUCGCAUUGACGAUGCAUGCAGUCCAUGCACGUGUGUGGACGAUGCCACAGCAUCUUGCUUGUGGCAGUUGCUGGCAGAGCAUGCGAGACAGGUGGACACAAAGGUCGCCAAGUGUGUCACAACGCCUUCUUGCCCUUCAAAAGAGGAAGUCCAGGAGGUUUGCUUUGAUCAUGCUCCCUCAGGAGGCCACCAAGACGGUGCAGAGGAUCCCGAGGAUUUGUUAGGGAAGAAGUGGCAGUGGCAUCGGAGGCUUGGCUUGGAUAGCUUCCUAAAGCUGGUGGCGGCUUCUUUGCGGCAGGCAAUUUCGCAGUUAAAGGGCGCACAGCGAGCUGGCACUGCAGGGCCUGAUGUGAUCAUGUCGCUGCAACACCGCCUGAGUGCUACGCUGCGUUUGGCCUCGCGCUACUUGCGACCGCCUGCCGCGCUGCCCUACGGUGUACCGCUUACACCGCAGCGACUGCUGCUGGCACAGCAGGUGCUCUCAGCACCGUUGACAGCGCUCAAGGCGUGA